Molecule: messenger RNA, 1107 nt
Organism: Populus euphratica (Euphrates poplar)
Lineage: Eukaryota; Viridiplantae; Streptophyta; Magnoliopsida; Malpighiales; Salicaceae
Product: axial regulator YABBY 5-like
Exons: 7
Coding region: 295-861 (188 amino acids)
Biological process (GO): cell fate commitment; multicellular organism development
Cellular component (GO): nucleus
Source: RefSeq, a predicted model, not a curated record
UGCGUCUCUCUCUCCCUCUCUCUCUUCUCCAUGACUUUCUAUAUAUAUGGGCCAUAGAGUUUUACUGUUGUGAUACAACAGCCAGUAUCAAAGCAAGGAAGUUGUGAGAGAGAAUCAUAAAAGCCUUUUGCUUUCUGCUUUGUGUUUCUUUGCAAUUUGCAGGAGCUAUAGCUUACCUUGUUCUCUUUUAUCUUCUUCUUGUUUGUUCUCCUCCUCCUCCUCCUCCUUCUUGACCUAAGGAUCAGCUUGUACUCUCUUGACCAUCAACUAAUUAAUUUCCUUACAAAACUCAUCAUGUCAAGCUGCGUCGAUGUGGUGCCUCAUGAGCAGCUCUGCUACAUCCCUUGCAACUUUUGCAACAUAGUUCUUGCGGUGAGUGUUCCAUGCAGCAACUUGUAUGACGUUGUCACCGUCCGAUGUGGGCACUGCACCAAUCUAUUGUCUGUGAACAUGGCAGCUGCCUUUCAGUCACUGUCAUGGCAAGAUCACGUUCAGGCAUCAAACCACAUCUCACAUGAUUACAGAAUUGACAUGGGUUCCUCCUCAAAAUUCAUCAACAAGAUCUCAACGAGAACCCCAGCUACCAACAUUGCCACUCAAGAAAGGGUUGUUAAUCGCCCUCCCGAGAAGAGGCAGCGAGUCCCUUCUGCAUAUAAUCAGUUCAUAAAAGAGGAGAUUCAGAGGAUCAAGGCCAAUAAUCCUGAGAUCAGUCACAGAGAAGCUUUCAGUACUGCUGCCAAGAAUUGGGCACAUUUCCCUCAUAUUCAAUUUGGAUUGAUGUUGGAGACCAGCAACCAAACUAAGCUGGAUGAUGGAAGUGAUAAGCAUCUAAUGUCAAGGUCAACACUACUGAACAACUGAUCAAUAUGGUUUUGACAUUUCAAGACACCUUCAAGAAAUUCCAUGCUCUUUGAAGUACAUCCUUGACUUCAAUGUGUUGUAAUCAAGGAGGAUAUGAGUCUAUGUUUUCUACAAUAUUGUAUUUGUCCCCGACUGUUUAGCAGAUGUGAUUGCUUACUUGACUUGCUGUAAGCUAUCUACAUUCGUCAUCUAUAUGAAUAUUCCUCCACCUUUGUGAUGAGUGAUGCGGUUUGCAUUGUUUGGGAU